Debaryomyces hansenii CBS767 is the source of this 1497-nucleotide messenger RNA. RefSeq names its product sphinganine kinase. The transcript has a single exon. Lineage: Eukaryota; Fungi; Ascomycota; Pichiomycetes; Serinales; Debaryomycetaceae. The coding region runs from base 1 to 1497 and encodes 498 amino acids. Gene Ontology annotation, molecular function: sphingosine-1-phosphate phosphatase activity. Gene Ontology annotation, cellular component: endoplasmic reticulum membrane. The record is from RefSeq and is a predicted model, not a curated record.
AUGUCGUCAAUACCCGACAAUUUAGGACCAACCAAAAGAAGCACGACAUCAACCUCCACAUCCACUAGUCCAAAUUCAACUGAAAAUGAAUUAAGUACGCUGCACUCAAAUCAUUUGAACGAUGCUGGUAAUAAGUCAAACGAUCAUUACAAGUCAAAAUUAUCACCAUUACGUUACAAAUUAAGGGCAUUAUGUUUGCCAAUUAUAAGAAAGGAAACUGAAAUAUUGGCCAAUAUGCAAAAGAAAGUUAGACAUCCCAUUUUAGACUUCUACUUUGCAUGGACAGCCAAUUUAGCAUCACAUACAUUUUACGUACUCAUGUUACCAUUGCCAAUUUGGUUUGGUGCUAGCACAUUGUCAAGAGACUUAUUAGCAGUUUUGGGACUCGGUAUUUUCAUUACUGGUAAUUUGAAGGACUUCCUAUGUUUGCCUAGACCGAGGUCCCCACCACUUCAUAGAAUUACCAUGUCAUCAUAUACGACCCAGGAAUACGGGUUUCCAUCGAGUCAUAGUGCCAAUGCAACAGCAGUUACAUUGGUGUUACUUGCAAAGCUUUUUGAGUUUCAAGACACACUCGAACCCUUGACAAAAGUUAGUAUUUUUUGCUUUUUGAUUAUCUAUUACUUUUCGCUUAUAUUCGGUAGACUUUAUUGUGGUAUGCAUGGAUUCUUCGAUGUAUUUACUGGAUCAGUUAUCGGAUUCCUUUUGUUUUUGUUUAGAUUUUUCUUUGGCAAGCAAUGGGACCAAUGGUUAUUAGCUACUCAUAAUGAAUCUGCUAUGGGGUUGAUAUUUACUCCAUUAUCCAUUAUAGCAGGAUACGUACUUUUGAUACACUUUCAUGUUGAGCCUGUGGAUGACUGUCCAUGUUUUGACGAUUCUGUUGCCUUCAUCGGUGUGUUGAUAGGUAUUGACAUAUCGCAUUGGCUAUUGAAUAUUACUAAUUAUUUGACAUAUAAGAACCCAUUUGAAGAACCAAUCAUUGUCAGAUAUGAUUUCGAUGAAUUUGGUUUAGUCAAAUCGAUCAUCAGAGUCGUUAUGGGUGUGACAUUUGUCGUCAUUUGGAAGACAAUCUCAAAACCUGUCAUCUUUACAGUUUUACCACCAAUCUAUAAGUUCAUUGGGGUUUAUUUACCUAGAAAGAAUUAUCAACCCACAGCCUUUUCGAAAAAAACUACUAGACAGAUUAGAUCUCAGUCUUUAUCGAAUAUGGAGGGGUCACAAUCGAUUGGUGACAUUAAUACUUUCAUUAAAGGUGUCACUGACCACAAUCAAAUAGACGAAGUUGGUCCUGAAAAUGACAUUGAUUAUUAUGAAAUGUUAGACUAUGAAAAGAAAUUGGGACACGAAAACUCGUCAAAGACCGUCCAGCCGAUAAGCGGUGUUUUCAAAUCAAGAUAUGACGUAGAGAUUGUUGGUAGAUUAAUUAUUUACGCAGGUGUUUCUACGACAGCAGUUUGGGGCUUUGCGUUUGGAACAGAAUUAUUUGGAUUAAACUAA